This is a messenger RNA of Paramecium sonneborni, 304 nucleotides long. Lineage: Eukaryota; Ciliophora; Oligohymenophorea; Peniculida; Parameciidae. The record is from the annotation of a GenBank genome assembly.
GCAUUAUUAUAACACGAACAUGAGACUAAUAUAAGUAUGUCAAUAGGAGCAUUUAUAAAAUCUAAAGUAAGCUUAGUAAUAUCAGGCUAAUAAGUAUAUAUAUAGAAAAAUUGAUAAGUAUAAACCUGAUAAUUAUCAUCAUGUUAGAUUUAUGGUACUUAAGGAAGAAAAAUAUGGAUUUUUAUAGAACUUGAAAGUUGCAAUUUUCUUUGACGAAAAACACAUGUACCUUGGGUAAAAUCCUUCCUGGAAAAUCCUUGAUAUUGAUAAACGUUUCUAAAAAUAAUAUCCCGAGUUUUUUUGA